CGGGGGGUGGUAUAGGACAAGGUUGUGAUGUUAUCACACCAUCGAUACUAAAUAUUGCAAUAACAGUGGUGAUCGCUUGGCAUGCAACAUGGACCUGCGCAACAAAACAUACUUAAACAUUUUGCCGUCGAAUAUGGGCAAUCUCAAGCAGGCCGGAAAGAAGGGAAAAAAGAGAAAAUUAAAAAAAUUGGGUUGAUAAGUCUUCAUCAUGGCAGAAUCGCCGCAGAAAGUUCCUUUGCCCAACUACUACCCCAGCGACAAUGCCAGCGACGACAACAAUGGCAAAACCGACCCCUCGGACGGUUCGCUGUCGAUUUCCGAGUCGAAUAUUCUCCAGGACCGACAGAUAGGUGUCUUUGGAGCAAUUUCAUUGAUUGUCAACAAAAUUGUCGGUGCUGGUAUAUUUUCGACACCGGCGUCCAUUUUCAAACUCAGCGGUAGUCCCGGAAUGGCAUUGGUUCUUUGGGUAAUUGCAGGCAUUAUUUCGACAUGCGGCGCAAUGGUCAUGCUUGAAUUCGGGUCGAGUUUGCCCAGAUCAGGAGGUAUCAAGGUGUAUCUUGAGCGAUCAUUUUCGCCAACCUUACUCAUGACUUGUAUUUAUUUAUUUUACUGUGUCAUCCUUCAGGUAUCUGCGAGCAAUGCGAUUACAGCGUCUUCGUAUCUGUUGAAAGCUGCCGGCGUUGCAUCGACCACAUGGAAACUACGCGGCCUAGCUAUUGCGGCUACAGGGUUUGCUGUCGGUGUCCAUACAGUCGCUCCCCGCAUAGGUCGAGGACUGCAGGAUGUUCUGAGCGCAGUAAAGCUGUUUACUCUGCUCUUCAUCGUGUGCACUGGAUUCGCCGCCUUGGGAGGUCAUCUUAAAGUUCCCAAGCCUGAUAAUUUCAACAUCCAUACCUCUUUCAAAGGAACGUCGAACAAUGGAUACAAUAUUGGAACCGCUUUGUUGGACGCUAUAUUUUCAUUCCAGGGCUACGACAACCUCAACAUGGUCUUAUCAGAAGUCAAGAAUCCGAAAAAGACACUUCGCAUCGCCCUCCCCACUGCCAUGGGUAGUAUCACUGUCCUCUACAUCCUAGCCAAUGUUGCCUACUUUGCGGGUGUGCCGAGAAAAGAAUUCAUUGCAUCCGACCUCACCAUUGCCGCAACCUUGUUCAGAAAUGUCUUUGGCCAAACCGCCGCAUCCAAAGCUCUGCCUGCGCUUGUCGCCAUCUCAGCCAUUGGCCACUUGCUCGGUAUCGCAUAUACAGUUCCCCGCGUGAUACAAGAAUUGGCCAAGGACGGAAUCACUCCCUUCCCCAACAUUGUCAUGCAGAACCGACCUUUCAAAACACCAAUCUGGGCCCUUUUGAUCCAUCUCGGCGUCACCAUCAUCUUCAUCUGUGCUCCUCCAGCUGGAGACGCUUUCAACUUUAUCGUCAGUCUGGCUUCGUAUCCGACUACUUUUCUCUUCGCCGCUAUCACCAUCGGAUUGGUCAGGUUACGUCUGUCCAAGUCGGAAAAUUUCUCGUCUGCCUUUACCGUUCCAUGGGUCUUUCUGGCCUUUUACUUGGCGGCUAAUCUGUUCCUCCUUAUAAUGCCAUUUGUCCGUCCGCCCAACGGCAAAGGCAGUACCAGCCUGCCAUACUGGCUCUCUCCCGUUGUCGCGCUCGCUAUCUUAUCCCUGGGCAUUAUCUACUACCUGAUCCGCUUCAUUCUCCUGCCCUGGAUUUUCGGUUACAAACUCCGCCUGACGGCCGUCCAACUCCGAGAUGGAUCGCAAGUGUCCCGGUAUAAAAUCGUCAAGUCAUGAUCUUGACGCAUAAAUGUCGUGGACUCGUGAGUCGUGGCGCCUUUUGGUUUGGGAAGUUUGGGCAGUUUGGGUGUAGCUGCAUUGCAGCAUUCAUUGGAGCGUUGCAGCAAUUGCUUGAUCAACGGG
Messenger RNA from Xylona heveae TC161, 1915 nucleotides. RefSeq names its product methionine permease. Gene Ontology annotation, cellular component: membrane. The record is from RefSeq and is a predicted model, not a curated record. Gene Ontology annotation, biological process: amino acid transmembrane transport. Bases 209 to 1789 code for a protein of 526 amino acids. The transcript has 7 exons. NCBI's taxonomy places the organism in Eukaryota, Fungi, Ascomycota, Xylonomycetes, Xylonales, Xylonaceae. Gene Ontology annotation, molecular function: L-amino acid transmembrane transporter activity.